Molecule: messenger RNA, 579 nt
Organism: Chiloscyllium plagiosum (whitespotted bambooshark)
Lineage: Eukaryota; Metazoa; Chordata; Chondrichthyes; Orectolobiformes; Hemiscylliidae
Source: RefSeq, a predicted model, not a curated record
UCCCCGACGUGUGUUGUUGGUUGACCCUCAGGUUAUGAUGGCGCGCCCGAAGCAGAUCCGGUCUGAUGGCCAGCUCAGCUCGCUGGCAGGGCCCAGGGAGAGCUCCACACUGAGGCCCAGUGAUCGCCUGGUGACAGCAGCAGUGAGGAAACAGCAGGAGCGUGGUGGUGUCCAGCCAGGGAUGGAGAAGCAGGAUGUGAUCUCAGCUCAUGGUGUCCCUCAUGAUGGGGACAGUGAUGGAAGUGACACUGACUCUUCACUCGAUGACGAGCAUCCUGAGCAGUCGAUGAAGCAAGAACUCUCCAAACUGUCCUUUGAACAGCUUCAAGAACUGCAAAACAAAGUUGGGCUCAAACUUUACAACCAGCUGGUAGAUGGUGGAAAGAGGCCAGGGAGCUGUAAGGAGCAGAAACAGUGUCACCGAACCAGGUGGGUGUGAGUGCACAUCAUUGCUGCCUGUGUCUCCACAUCUCAGCUCACCCUUCCCUUAACCCCAUUAAUCCCAUUAAGCCCAGCUCUGAACCAUGUACCCUCACCGUGUGUGAGAAUGUCAACCACGCACCCACAUUUCGUCACCAC